This is a messenger RNA of Pseudomyrmex gracilis, 2913 nucleotides long. Its product is annotated as glutamine-rich protein 2-like. The record is from RefSeq and is a predicted model, not a curated record. The transcript is spliced from 15 exons. Bases 121 to 2697 code for a protein of 858 amino acids. NCBI's taxonomy places the organism in Eukaryota, Metazoa, Arthropoda, Insecta, Hymenoptera, Formicidae.
AAAUUGACAGUUUAAUCGACAACAUUUUAAUAUUCACACUUAUGAUUAACACAAGCAAGAAGUCAGUAAUAAUGAUCUUUAUUCUUUAAAUCCGACGAAGAUCAAUUACUCGUAUAAAAAAUGGCCGCAGAAACCUUGCCGACGCAAGGAACACCACUCACGGUGGAUAACAUGAAUCUUGUCAGUCUGCAAGUUCCUCUUCCUAAAUUGCUCGAUCUCGCUCUCGGAACGCCGGAAAUUGGCGCGGUUAAUUUUAACAUUCUGCACACCUUCCUUCACGUGCUGUUGCGACAAAUAAAUUUGCAAGCCAUUAAAGUGGAAUACCGCGGCGACAGCGCGAAACGUGUACAAUCGUUGGUAACAACGUUGAAACCGGAAACUCUUCUGCAGUUUCAAGAGUACAGUAUUACCAACGGUGAAGAUGCGCCGAGACAAGAAGAUGACGAUAUCGUUGAGAUAUCCGUGGCAGAUACUCAAGUACCGACAGAAGUAAUUACAGACGACGACGUAAAAGUAACAAAAGGCGUGAAGCGAAAACCAUACGGAAAAGAUGACAGACAUGAGACAGUCUUGUUUGUGGAAUCUAUUGUAGACGAAACUACUCCAACAGCGUUGGCGUUCAAAGAUCUCGAACAAACUGUAAGAGAAUUGGAACAGCGAUAUCAGGCUUUGGACGAAUUGUCCAAGUUUCCGGAAGUGCUCGAACGUUUGAAGGGCGUGCUCACGGAUCCUAUAUCGGAUGUGUGGCACUUCAUAAAUAUCAAUAAACGAUUGGACGCGAGCGCAGAGGGUAUUGAUAAGCUUGCUACAAUGGUGCAAGAUUACAUGAUUAGGACCGAUCCUAUGGUCGUAUCAGCGGAUGAGAGAUUGAGCAAACUCGAACAUAAAAUAUCUAAGAUACAACGAAAGCUCGCUCAGAUACAAAAGAUCAUCAAACACGAAGAUGAAGAAAAAGACGAAGUGAGAGAAGAAAAAAAUGACAAAGUAAAUGAUAAAGAAGAUGAAAUAGACAAGGAAGAAGAGAACGAUAAAGAAAAGGAGAAAAUCGAUACAGUGACGAGAGAAAAAAAUGACAAAGUAACGGAUGAUAUGGAGGAUGAACUAACGGACGAAAUAACGGACACAGACACAAUAGAUGAAGCAGCUGACCGACAGCCGAUUAACGAUAGAGACCUAAGAGAGAUACGUCAAGAUAUUGAGGCGUUGCAAACCGACGUUGCUGUAUUGCAGAAUGACGUAGUUCAGAUACAGGAAGAACUGCAGAACAUUAACGAAAGAUUUAUUCAAAACGGAAUAAGACCAACGGCUCCCGUCGCAGAACUUUCUGAUGCGGCGGCUCCCGUUACGGAAACGAUUGCAGACGGCGAAGAAACAAUCAGCGAGGUGACAAACAAUAUCACAAACUUGGAACAAUGUAUACAAGUUGUGAGAACGCACGUCAAAGACUUGCGGGAUGUUGGUCACCGCGUGACCGCAUUGGAGCAGGAAAUCGGUGAUUUGAUAGAUCGAUUGGAUAGCGUGCAAGCGGCGGUGAGAAAACCGGAUGAUGACGAGACCAAACAUGUUGUAAAACUACGAGAAAUAGAAAUGUAUGUGGACAAACUCACAGAAACCAUGAACAAAUUGCUCGAUGACAAAGAAAAACAGGAGGGCGACAUUAACACAUUGGUGCAACAAAUAGAAGUUUUGAAGAUCGUGAAAGUAGACAAAGAAGAUCUCGAAGACGCUCUGGCUGAUAAGGCAGAUGCGCAAGCUGUGAUCAGAAAGGUGUCGCAUGAUAAAUUCGACAGUGUCUGCGAGGAUCUCGCGCGAGGUCUCGAAGAGGCGAUCGACAAAUUGGCUAAGCAAGAAGCGAUUUGGCAGCAAGCGCUCGAUGAGGUGCAGAGCGAGAUCGCCGGCAAGGUGGACAAAAUGGAGAUGACACCGUUGAAAGAUUUCAUGGACACGAAAUUGAAGUCGCUUCAAGAGAAACUGAAAAUAAUGGCCGAGGCGAGACGCGAGAUCGAAGCGGCUGGAACGAAGAAAUUGCUUAGAGAUGUUCAAUGUAUAUCGUGCGACAAGGACGUCGUGAUGAGGACAGAGGAAGUCGGCAGGUUUCGUAUGGAGCCAUUACCUUGCACAACCAGCAUAAAGCCUUAUCUCACGUACAAAUUGGACCAAGUUAGAAAGCAACAGAAGAAAUUACCUCACAAAAAUAUGAUUCAGUUUGAAGCAGCGGUGCAGGAAGAAGUUAGAAGAAUUAAAGCGAAAGAGGAACUUUUGAAAACUCCUAGAGAAGGUCAUCUCGUCAAUCGAUAUUGCGGUGGGAGUCACACGACCACGACUCCUCAGCAGAGAGUUACGCGGACCGGGCACUUCCUUACCCAAUGGGGACCCAAGGUGAUACAGAUGACUGAAGGUAUGAUAAUGGGAAGAGACGGUGUGAUGUAUCACAGUCGACCAACUAAGACGGACGUAUGUGGACCGACUUGUUGGGAAAGUUCAAUCUGCGAGGAUACUCGAUCCCCGGAACAUCCGACAUCCGUUCCAUCGCCAAAUCGUAAAUCAUCCCGUCGCUCGAACGCAAAUAAAGUAUCUCAAAAACGGAAUGAAAAGAGAUCGUCGAAAGAGCUGAAGAUAUUGGAACCAGCAGAAAAACCAAUCGAAGAGCAAGAAGUAACGCAGGAAAUGUAUACGUACGAAGCGAACGACGAAUAAAUUAAAUGUACAUGUACAAUGGUAUCAUCGAUUUUAUUUGACAGCAAGAGAAAAUUCGCUUAAUUAACGUAGAGUCCACUUAGAGUCCACACACUUGUGCUAUAAUAUUCUUGUAUUUUCUUUCGGAAGCACUUGUAUAUUCGUCGUACAAUAUUGCGAAAUUAUAUGAAAACAAAUUUGUAAUUUCACACCGCAAAAAAGAAAAAAAGAAAAAAA